This is a messenger RNA of Stegodyphus dumicola, 942 nucleotides long. RefSeq lists its product as uncharacterized. NCBI's taxonomy places the organism in Eukaryota, Metazoa, Arthropoda, Arachnida, Araneae, Eresidae. The record is from RefSeq and is a predicted model, not a curated record.
UGCUGUGAUGAAAAGACUUUAUUAUUCUGUGCAUAUUGGUUCUGUGUUAUUGAAAGUGCUUUUUUAUAAUUUGUUUUGUGCUCCGGUUUUGAAAAAUGUGCCUUUUGUAUCAAGAUAAUGAUUAUUUUUGAAGAAAUGAAUAAUUGAGAAUUUCAUCGACCCGGAACGCCCCAUUUGCAUGCACGGCAAUGGCUGCUACGGAGGAUGACGUGUUUUACGAUGUUCUUGAAAAACACUGUAAAAUUAUUGAAUCAGCACUUCAAUCUAAAUGCAAUAUGAAUCAACAGGUUCGCGAGGAGGCCAGGCAGGCUUUGGGUCUCUGUGGAGUUAACAUAUUGUACGUGAUCACUGAUGUCGUGUUUGCCAGUUACAUCAAACUACAUGUACAGAUAGGGGCCCAGCAAAAAGUUACGAUCUACGACAGAGACACUCCGAUAGGAUUUAAAUACCGAAAAUAUAAACUGCGAAGCGAUGGGACGUUUAUUGCAGAAUUGCAUACGAUGAUGAGGUUUACAGCAAGAGAUGUCACUUGGAUACGUCCAACUCCGCAACCAGUCCCAUCAAUUCCUCGCUGGGAUCCGAUGAGCAGACGAUUCAUUGGUAGUGGUGGACGACGUAAAAUGAGAAAUAACCUUACAAUUCCUUCUCAAGAAGAACCUACAAGACCAAGCAGAAGGCGUACUUGGAUGCAAGAUGGAGGUAUGGUUCACAGAGACAGACCUCAAAUAAAUGGAGCAGUGCUCCACGCAAGAGAUGCUUUAGGCAUCAACAAUGAUGCUGUAGAUCAAGAUGAUGGUUGGAGGAAUGUACUCUUUCAAAGGCAGAUUUUUCGAAACCAGCAUAACCAACACAGGCCAAACAGGCUGUCAGUGUCUCUGGAUAACCUAUCUGUCAAUGAUUAAAACUGAAAAAUCAUUCUAUUAUCGACAAAUUUUUAGCCAA